AUGAGAUAUCGAAAUACAUCAAGAAGAAAGAACUUCAUGACGCAUAUCAUGUUGGUAGCAGAAGACAGUGGCACAGCAUUCGCUCCUCCACUCAUUGCCCUUAAUACGCAGAAAUUGUGUGCGGGUUCUAGUGGCGAAGAGCAAGUGGCAAGCUGUUCGAUGAUUGAGUCUCAGUACAAUGUUUGGACGGUUGCUUUUUCAGCUGACUGGCCAGCUCUUUUAACCCUCUCUUCGCCUCGCGGCGGCACCCCACUCCCGUUCUUUACCUUCACUUCUUUUAACUUCGUCUCGUUGAAACCCGAGAAUAACCAAAAGAGAAACGACGAUAGGGUCAAGGCCACAACCAUUCAACCUCCUCUUCAACGACCACACAGCCAACAAUCAAAAGAAUACAUACCCACAACUGCAACAGUUGUCCAAGGAGCGAACAGCAAGAUGCCCACCUCUAUCCCCCUCCCCUCCCCUCACAUAUCCAGAGGUCCUGACAUUCCCGCAAGAAUUACCCCAUCCCCCAUGCCUAAAUCCGCAAGAAUAGAAACCUUAUGGUUCUUUCUCGUCGACACAACACAUGGCCAACCUGUCUACGACUUGCCCCCAUGCAAUAAAAUGCCAAACUUCCACUUAAACACAUCCUCCCACCCAACCACGACAAGUCGACUCGACUGGACUCAACUCAACCCGCUCGCCCGCUCGCUCGAACGCUACACUUAA
This is a messenger RNA of Lindgomyces ingoldianus, 711 nucleotides long. RefSeq lists its product as uncharacterized. Lineage: Eukaryota; Fungi; Ascomycota; Dothideomycetes; Pleosporales; Lindgomycetaceae. The record is from RefSeq and is a predicted model, not a curated record. The coding region runs from base 1 to 711 and encodes 236 amino acids. The transcript has 8 exons.